AUGCCGCGAGAUAGGUUCCUCUUCUCUUCCUCUUCCUUUUCUUCUUCUUCUCCGUCUCCCCACCACGACUUCCCACCAUCGUCGUCGCCGCCGUCGUCGUCAAGCCCGGUCCAGAAAUGGGCACGCAUCAGCAGCAAAAGAACGAGGAGCGCCAUCAAGAAGUUCGGGCCGUUCUUCUUGACGGGCCUGGCUGCCGUGGCCGAGCACCACUGGCUGAAGAAGGGAGGAGGAGAAGAGAGCCACCACUCCUCCUUCAAAGACUCUAAAGAGGCUGCACCCCACGACGACGACGACGAUGAUGACAAGAUGCCUGCUACUGAUCGCGAUCACCGCGAGCGGGCCGAGAUCCGGCGUUUGAGAGAGGAGGUGAAGAGGCUGCGACGGGACGUGGAGAGGAAGAAGAAGAAGAAGGGGAAGGAACGUCGAGAUUUUCGCGAACGCCGUCAUUGUCAUGAUGGAGGAGGAGGAGGAGGAGGAGGAGAAGAAGAAGUAGAAGAAGAGGAAGAAAGAGAAAGAGAAGAAGACUACCCGCGGUCUUCUCCCCGGCCGCCCUCUGAGCCAGGUCCCGAGUGGUCAGUGCCGUUUGCACCGACGCCGCCGUUCUCGUUCCCGACGCCGCGCCUGGUUCGGGAAGAGCGCGAGUGGGCGCGACGAGCGGAGUACGGGUAUAGCGAGGAUUACGAGCCGGCGCCGGCGCGGAGAUCGGGUUCUCGCACGCGGAGGCGGAGAGGAUCCGCGGGCCAGGUUGGCAAUCACCAUGAUGCCAGCGAUCACGCCGUCCAGGCUGGGAAGGUGGCUGCCGUUGCGGGGAUGGUGGAAGCGCUUCACGUGGAUGGCGGGAAGGGGGACUGGAUCGGGUCGAAGGGGCUGCGGGUUGGGACGACGGUUGCGGCUAGUCUUGGGGCGACGUAUUUGAGGGGGAGGGACGCGGAGGAGUAUAGGAUGCGAGAGGUUGUGGCGGAUGUGGGGACCGGGGUUUUGGUUAGUAGGUUGGUGUAUGGGAAUCCGCAUAGAGGGGACUCGGAGGAGGAGGAGGAAGAGAGGCCGGUGGGUGGGAUGAGGAAGAGGAGGUGGAGUCACUGGGUUUAA
This is a messenger RNA of Drepanopeziza brunnea f. sp. 'multigermtubi' MB_m1, 1089 nucleotides long. The record is from RefSeq and is a predicted model, not a curated record. Lineage: Eukaryota; Fungi; Ascomycota; Leotiomycetes; Helotiales; Drepanopezizaceae.